CUUACCAGAAAUGAGCUCUGCAGCAGGAUUUGACACAAAAAGUGAGCAAUGCAAGUUGACAUGCAAGUUGACACGCAGGUUUGAUGCUUGGCACAACAGCAUCCACGUUCAGGAGCAGUGAUUCUGGCAGACAAACGCGGUAAGCACAAUAACUUUAAACCUUUUUAAAAUGUUUAACCGCCAUUUUACUAGACGCCUUUCAUCUCUCUUACACCUACACACACAGUGUGUAGUCGAGGAUUAUGUGUGCCAGGGGUGUGUGUGUGUGUGUGUGUUUGUGUGUGUACACAGGAAGUAAGGGUCGUCAUGGUUGUCAAAGCUUGUGGUUCCGUAUGGUGAGAUGUGGUUUAAAAGAGAUCACAGGAAUUUGGUCUGAGUAGGAGCAAGUUUGUGACAUUCAUAGAAGAAUAAAAAAAAACUUUGUUACAGACGCCGUUCAGGCAUGACUCAUAAGUGAUGAUUGGAUUUGAAAGGUUCGACUUAAAGGGCAGGAAAGUCCAGCAACUUCUCUGAAUUCCCUCCAAUUCAAGUGUGAAUUACUUCUUCUUCUUCUUUGGUUUCGUCAGUGCAAACAUGUUCUCUGUGGCACAGGCACAGUUCAGUCCUCCCAAUGGGACAUUGCAUCUAUCAUAAUAAAAAGGAAACUGUCCCUGGAAGAUUUGUGAUUGGAAAAUCCAAUCAGGAGUCGAUAGAUCUCGUUGUUGACACUCAUUAUGAACACAUCAGGGGACGAGCGCCUCUACGAGCUCUACUCGGAGGAUGAUAAUUACACCUGCGAUGAGGAUUGGGGUCCAGAAUUGCCGGAUGGCUCCACGGUCAUGCUGGUUCUUUACUACGUGGUGUUUUGUCUAAGUGUGAUAGGCAACACCACGGUGCUCUGGGUUCUCCUCCGGUACAUAAAGCUGAAGACCAUGACGGACGUAUGCCUCCUCAACUUGGCCCUGUCUGACCUCAUUCUGGCUAUAACCCUGCCCCUCUGGGCCUACAAUUACCCAAGCGUGGCGGCAUGCAGACUGAUGACAGGAGGCUAUCAGCUGGGUUUCUACAGCGGGAUGUUGUUUGUGACCCUGAUGAGCGUGGACCGCUACCUGGCCAUCGUCCACGCCGUCGCAGCCAUGCGGGCCCGGACACUUCGCUACGGAGUCAUAGCGAGCAUCACCAUCUGGGUUAUCUCUGUCAUCAUGGCACUACCUGGGGUGACAUUCGCUUCUUUGGAGAGGAACGACGACGACAACAGCUCCGAGUGCCACCCGCUGUACCCAGAGGACAGGCAGCGUUUUUGGAAGAUACUGCGAAACUUCAGCGAGAACACAGUGGGCCUCUUCGUGUGCCUCCCCAUCAUGAUUUUCUGCUACGUGAAAAUCCUGGUCGUGCUGUCCAGGUCCAGGAACGCCAAAAAGGAUCGAGCUGUGAAGCUAAUAUUCAUCAUAGUGUGUGUGUUUGUGGUGUGCUGGGUCCCCUACAACGUCACGGUUUUCCUUCAGACACUGCAGCUGGUCCUGGACGUCCUGGACACAUGCAAGGCGUCGAAAAGCAUCGACUCGGCCGUGCACUUUGCUGAGAUCAUCGCACUGUUUCACUGCUGUGUGAAUCCAGUCAUCUACGCAUUUGUAGGGGAGAAGUUUAGGAAGUCGCUGGGCAAUGUGUUGACUAGAUCCCUCUGCUGGAGACACGAGAGCAGAGGGACGUUCAGCGCCAGAGACACCACAGAGAAAGAGACUUCCAACACACCUGUCAAAUCAGAUUAUUAAGAAGGAUAAACAGUGUUGUGAAUGUGGCGGGGUGUGAGAUGCUACUCAGAUUAUUCCUGCUAAGAACAAGGGAAUCUUUUAUUUUGAACGUGAAUUCUUCCAAUCGUGUCAACCAAAGUAUAUGUGA
Cyclopterus lumpus (lumpfish) is the source of this 1878-nucleotide messenger RNA. RefSeq names its product C-C chemokine receptor type 4. Gene Ontology annotation, cellular component: membrane. Gene Ontology annotation, biological process: G protein-coupled receptor signaling pathway; immune response; chemotaxis. Gene Ontology annotation, molecular function: chemokine receptor activity. Lineage: Eukaryota; Metazoa; Chordata; Actinopteri; Perciformes; Cyclopteridae. The record is from RefSeq and is a predicted model, not a curated record. The coding region runs from base 714 to 1751 and encodes 345 amino acids. The transcript is spliced from 4 exons.